ACUCUCAAAUGUCAUCUCAAUCUCGACCCAUCUGUUCGUCUACUUCCACCAUCUCUUCUUCUUCUACCCCAAUUCUAUUUUCCACCUUACCACAGAAAUAGACAAAGAGGAGAAAACAAAUCUGCAGAGGAAGUGACCGCUCAUUUUCUACUCUCGGGAGGGAGAGCUACUCCUUGGCUACUCUCAGUAGGCCAGGACUCUCUUUUUGAUUCUUCGAACCCAAACUAAAACUCUAUCUUUUUGAUUCAUUUGUUUCUUCUCCGCUGCCCUCGUCAUAGACCCUGCAUUAUUUAGGCAGAAAUAGCUUUUAAUUCAAUUGAAGGCGACAUUCACUGUAUAUUAGUCCGUGAUGCUUGAUUGCUUCGCGUUGUAGUGUGAUAAAUCAUAUUUGGGUUCUCUUCAGUUUCUGAGGAACGGCAGUUUUUGGCAUUAAAUCGCGUUAAAUUCUCCAUUUUUUCUUGAAGAAAUGGUGAAUUUGGGAUUGAACAAGUCCAGGAAAUCAGUGAAUGUCAGCUUCAGAAUACCUUACUACACUCGAUGGGGUCAAAGCCUGCUAGUAUGCGGCUCCGAACCGGUGCUGGGUUCAUGGAAUGUGAAGAAGGGAGUGUUACUGAAUCCUGUUCAACAGGGCGGUGAGCUCAUAUGGCGUGGAAGCAUCGCUGUCCCCAGUGAGUUCCGAUGUGAGUACAGUUAUUAUGUGGUUGAUGAUGAAAGAAAGGUUCUGAGAUGGGAGGCUGGGAUGAAGCGUGAGCUGAUGCUUCCUGAUGGGGUUCAGAGUGGAGAGCUCGUACAGUUAAAUGAUCUUUGGCAGACUAGUUCUGAUGCUAUUCCUUUCAGAAGUGCAUUUAAAAAUGUCGUCUUUCGCCGAAGUGGGAGGUUGCAUGUGGAGAGACCAUUGGGAGUCAUUCAGAAUCAGUUAGGCAAGGAAGAUUCAGUCCUUGUCCGUUUCAAAAUUUGCUGCCCAAAUGUAGAUGAAGGCACAUCAGUUUAUGUGAUUGGUAGCCCUGCAAAGUUGGGAGACUGGAGGAUACAAGAUGGACUAAAACUUAGUUAUGCUGGUGAAUCAAUCUGGCAGGCAGAUUGUGAGAUGCGAAAGGAUGAUUUUCCAAUAAAAUACAAGUACUGUAAAUAUGGUAGAACAGGAAACACUUCUUUGGAAAUUGGUUCAAAUCGAGAACUUUCUAUUGACUCUAGUAAUAAGCCAAAAUUCAUUUAUCUUUCGGAUGGCAUGCUGCGAGAAAUGCCUUGGCGGGGUGCUGGUGUUGCAAUACCCAUGUUUUCUGUUAGAUCAGAAGCUGAUCUUGGAGUGGGAGAAUUUCUUGACCUGAAACUACUUGUUGAUUGGGCUGUUCAGUCGGGGUUUCAUUUACUUCAGCUUUUACCAAUCAAUGAUACUUCUGUGCAUGGGAUGUGGUGGGAUUCAUAUCCCUACAGCUCUCUUUCUGUUUUUGCACUUCAUCCAUUAUACCUUAGAGUAGAAGCAAUUUCAAGAAAUACUCCAGAGGAUAUCAAGCAAGAAAUUCUGAAGGCAAAAGAGCAACUGGAUGGGAAGGAUGUGGAUUAUGAUGCUACCAUGGCUACCAAGCUUUCAAUUGCCAAGAGAAUUUUCGCCAUUGAAAAGAGUUCGAUACUGGAAUCUAGUUCCUUUCAGAAUUUUUUUUCUGAGAAUGAGGAUUGGUUGAAACCAUAUGCGGCCUUCUGUUUUCUUCGGGAUUUUUUUGAAACAUCUGAUCACAGUCAGUGGGGUCGCUUUUCUCACUUUUCUGAAGACAAGCUUGCAAAGCUUGUCUCAAAGGACAGUAUUCACUAUGACAUAAUUUGCUUUCACUAUUAUAUACAGUUCCAUUUACAUUUACAAUUGUCAGAAGCUGCGGAAUAUGCACGAAAGAAAGGAGUGAUUUUGAAAGGAGACCUACCUAUUGGUGUUGACAGAAACAGCGUGGAUACCUGGGUGUAUCCAAAUUUGUUUCGGAUGAACACGUCUACUGGAGCUCCUCCUGAUUAUUUUGAUAAGAAUGGGCAGAAUUGGGGAUUCCCCACUUAUAAUUGGGAGGAAAUGUCAAAAGACAACUAUGCGUGGUGGCGUGCACGUUUGACACAGAUGGCAAAAUACUUCACAGCGUACAGGAUUGAUCACAUAUUGGGCUUCUUUAGAAUCUGGGAGCUUCCAGAGCAUGCUGCCACAGGAUUAGUAGGAAAAUUUCGUCCAUCUAUCCCCCUAAGUCAGGAAGAGCUUGAAAGAGAGGGAAUAUGGGAUUUUGAUCGCUUGAGCAAUCCAUAUAUUCGGCAGGAAUUUUUAGAGGAUAAAUUUGGGGCUUCUUGGACUUCCAUUGCUUCAAAGUUUUUGUAUGAGUUUCAAAAGAAACACUAUAAGUUCAAGGAGGACUGCAACACAGAAAAGAAAAUUGCUUCAAAGCUGAAAUCAUGUGCAGCAAGUUUGUUGGUGUUGGAGGGCGAAGACAAGAUACAACGCAAUCUCUUUGAUCUUCUACAGAAUAUAGUUCUUAUUAGAGAUCCAGAGGAUGCGAGGAAAUUCUAUCCUCGUUUCAAUCUUGAAGAUACAUCAAGUUUUAAAUAUUUGGAUGGUCAUAGCAAAAAUGUUCUGAAGAGAUUAUAUUAUGAUUACUAUUUCCAUCGGCAAGAAAAUCUUUGGUGUGAAAAUGCUUUGAAGACCUUGCCUGCGCUACUGAACUCAUCGGACAUGCUGGCGUGUGGGGAAGAUCUUGGCCUUAUUCCUUCUUGUGUGCACCCCGUCAUGCAAGAAUUGGGAUUAAUAGGCUUACGCAUUCAACGUAUGCCGAGUGAACCAGGUUUGGAGUUUGGUAUUCCUUCCCAGUACAGCUACAUGACGGUGUGUGCUCCAUCAUGCCACGAUUGCUCCACCUUGCGUGCUUGGUGGGAAGAAGAUGAAGAAAGAAAAUGUCGAUUCUUUAAGAGUGUGGUGGGAUCUGACGAUUUGCCACCGGAUCAAUGUAUUCCUGAGAUAGCGCAUUUCAUCCUAAGGCAGCAUGUUGAAGCUCCAUCAAUGUGGGCGAUUUUCCCUCUUCAGGAUUUGUUGGCUCUGAAAGAGGAAUACACAACACGCCCUGUGGUAGAAGAGACUGUCAAUGAUCCCACGAAUCCAAAGCACUAUUGGCGAUACCGUGUACAUGUGACAUUGGAAUCCCUGUUGAAGGAUAACAAUCUUAAAACCAUUAUCAAAGAUCUUGUACGUGGGAGUGGAAGAUCAUUUCCUCUUGUUGAAGAAGAUGAAAAGCAUGAGAAUCAAGGAACAGCUGCGGUAAUUCAAGAAAAACACCAGGUUGAUGGCAGGGGAACGCUUCCUUUUGCUACCCAGCCAAAUGCAGCUCCUCGAAAGGAGAAACUUGCAGUCAUGUAAGUGAACAAAUUGUUCCCUAGAUGCAGCUCCAUUUUUUUUUUCUUGAAGAUGAGAAUUUAUUUGAUGUUCUUUAAACAAGGCUGCUGUUAAAGCUAGACUCUAAAUCUCCAGCUAAUAAUUCACCUUAGUGUAAAAAUAUCAUUUUAAAAACAAUUUAUAGGUGUAUUUGUAUUUUUGAUAAGCUUUAUGCUUCUGCCAGUAUUUUAUUAACAGAAGCAACUGUAACAUGCUAAACGAGGCUUGAAUAAUUCCAGCGAAAUGAGUAAUGUUGGGAACUUUGAAUUA
This is a messenger RNA of Malania oleifera, 3664 nucleotides long. RefSeq names its product 4-alpha-glucanotransferase DPE2. The coding region runs from base 467 to 3379 and encodes 970 amino acids. The record is from RefSeq and is a predicted model, not a curated record. Gene Ontology annotation, molecular function: starch binding; 4-alpha-glucanotransferase activity. Lineage: Eukaryota; Viridiplantae; Streptophyta; Magnoliopsida; Santalales; Ximeniaceae. The transcript is spliced from 23 exons. Gene Ontology annotation, biological process: carbohydrate metabolic process.